Atta colombica is the source of this 2412-nucleotide messenger RNA. RefSeq lists its product as uncharacterized. The record is from RefSeq and is a predicted model, not a curated record. The transcript is spliced from 6 exons. Lineage: Eukaryota; Metazoa; Arthropoda; Insecta; Hymenoptera; Formicidae. Gene Ontology annotation, cellular component: membrane. Bases 1 to 2412 code for a protein of 803 amino acids.
AUGGGAACUAGAAAAUUGGACAUAUCGCUUGUUUUUGUUUGUUGCUCGAAUAUAAUUUUCUUAAUAUCGGGUUUCAUGCUAAUGUCCUUAGGAGGAUUAUUAUUAGCCGAUAAUGAACGGAUUUUAUUAUCGCGCCUAUUAGGACCUGGUGAUAUUCAUCCUGAUCAACCGCUCUUUUAUUAUUUGGCAUUCGCUAUAGUUACAUUAGGAUUUCUUAUUGCUAUUAUUGGACUUCUUGGAUGCUGGGCGGCUUGUCUCUUUAAUCGUUGCAUUACAAUCUCCUAUCUCUUAACAAUAAUAUUAUUGCUGCUCGGUGAGUGCAUCGUGUGCAUUAUCGCUGUUUUUUGGCCUCAUAUACUGGGGAUCGAUGUAAGACCGGCACGUUUGAUACGCGCUUUACAACGUAGUUAUGCCGUACCUGGACGCGAGCAAUUUACGGCUGCACUCGAUCUUGCACAAACAAUAUUCACUUGUUGUGGCAUAAACGGAAGCAGCAAUUAUGGGACAUCGUGGUGGCGACUGCAGGAAGUCAGCCGCAGAGAAUUAGUGGUACCUCUCAGUUGCUGCACCCUGAAUAACGCCAAUGAAACGGGCUCCUUCCUCAACCCCGAACCUGCCAAUCUCACUCUCUGCCAGGCUCUGAACCCUGCCGAACAUCAAUACGCCCGACAUACUAUGGGAUGCCUUGAACACAUCGAGAAAUGGACGCAGGAUCAAACCUUGAUCUUGCUGGCCAUCGUAUUAGUCGUCAUGUUCGUCGAAGUCAUGACGCUCCUCAGCAUACUUCUCGCAUGCUCCCGUGAUAAUAGGAAAAGUAAAUCACAAGCGUCGACUUUCACCUCCACGCAGACUUUAAGCCCAUUCAACGAAAAUGAUCACGAUUUUAAGGGCAGCGAAGAACGGACAGCAGUUGACAUCAAGGACACGAAUAAACGAGAAACGUGCGACGAUACUAAAUAUAAUGGAUUAGCAACGACUGGAAAGAGUAUAAUUGAGGAAUGGCGAAAUCCUCCGAAAUACUCCGAAGAUUUGCUGCGAAGCGAUCAAAUGUAUGAAGAACGAGCGGUCGACGUUGUAAUCGACAAUCGUCCUCCAUUGAAUCUUUCUAAGAGACACCCGCAAUACGCGUCAAAGAUCGCAGACAAUAACACGAAUAAAAAUAACAACGAUGAUGAAUUGAUUAAGAUUAAAAGACCACAAGGUGGUGGCACAGUUAGAAGCAUUCCUAUUAAAGAUUAUCAGGCGUCGAUCGCGCAUAACAUCGGUACUUUGAGGCGAUCCGUAGCACCUCAAUCGCAAUUCGAGUCUCUAGUAUCCGAACCUGAGAAGAGUGUUUAUGUGCCGUUAAGAAAAAGAAUUCCUCUAACUAACAACUUGCAUCAUCGAUCCGCACCGCAGACUACGUGCAUCGCCGCGCAAACCCUGAAAACUGAUAACGUUCGAAAGAAAUCUUGUUGCUUUUGCGACAGUCAGCACAAUUCGCGCGGUUUCUGUUACGCUAACACUGAUUCAAGCAAGCACGUUAAAGACAUUCGAUACUUUAAUGAGACGGAGGAUCAACGAUCUCAGGAUGGUUCCGAUAUAGAUGAAUAUUUUCACAGGAGUUCACAUGGAAAAUUCUCGAACGAUCAUCGGGUUUUGAGAAACACGCGCGAAUCUUCGGGAACGGUAACGGUGACCGGUACGAAGAAUGAGAAAGCGAAAGCAGAAGAGGAGGAAGCGGAAGCGCAAUUAGCAGAAGGUCACGUUGGUCAGAAGAUAUCGGUUUAUGAACGGAAUACUCAACGUAGUUUGCGCGGUGCCAAUCCCAGAUAUCGAUCGCCCUUCGAGAUAAAAGGAUAUCGUACAAUUGGUGUACCAUUGGUAGGUAUGCACAAUGCUUGCGGUUUACCUGUCGUGGCUUCCUGGCACGAUCAUGAGCUUCUGGAUUCUCUGCGAAUCAACCGCAAGCUCGCAAAAAUCACAGGAUCCAUUUACAAGAUUCCUCGCACGAUUCCGAACGUGCGACAACGGACGCAACCGAGACGAAAGGUACUACAAUCGGACCGCGGAAUGAUUCAUCCAAGGGACAUUGAUCGUGGCGUUAAAAGAUCGAUGGUCAAAUCAGUGGGAUAUUUGGACGCUAUUAAUAGCAGCGGCAAAUCCAGAAGGAAACAUCAUCGCUCGUCGUUUACCACGGCAAAGGUGGGAUCGCUGUCCUCGAAAAAUUCCUUUAAAAGGAUGCCUAGAAGAUAUGGAAUUAAAACGAAUUCGCUAGUAGAUACCUUCGGUAGAAAAUCAAUUAAAGGAGGAAAUGCGAAACGGACAACUCUGUACGCGAAAGAUGACGGGGAAGAACCGGUACAAGUUCUCAAGAGUUUAUGCUUGAAUCCUUUGGCGCGUGCCAAUCCAGAAACAGACAUAAUGUGGUGA